GAGAGUCGUUGGGCUCCGCCCUAGCUUGGCCUGGGCGCCGCAGACCGGAGCCAGAAGCACGCUCGCGGGGGCUUGCGACCGCCUUCCUGGGAAGCUGUCCCCUGGCAGGCAUGGGUGCUUUACAUCCUGAGCUGGGAAGCUGUUUGCUUGAGGGUUUUUCUCAAGGAUCGAGGCGCGGUGUGAGCCCGUCCAUGCUCGGUCCUGUAGAUCCCGGGAGGCCAUGUUAUAAAAGGAGACUUGCUGGGAUGUGACGGGUUGCCACUUGAAAUAUCUUCCAUUUGGAUAAAGUAGGAAUAUUUAUACAUGUGCCCCAAACGUCCCUCCGUGUCCCCCACCCCCAAGCGGAAAUGUGAAAAUGGGCCUUGCCUUUGCUGGUGCCCAAGGACCGCCUUCCACUGCAGUGACGGCGCUGGCGGGGGAGGCGCUCUUGAGCCCCUCCCGAUUGUCCCUCUGCCUAGCAAGCAAGUUGCGACUGGCCACAAGGCAGGCCUCUUCCGACCAAGGUAAGGGGCCUGGAUACCAAGAAGUGACUGCUCAUCUAAUCCAUAAAGCUAUGUUAACAGAUUGGAGGUAGUAGCAUUUUCAUUACAAGUGACUAAAAGAACAGCUGUUUACCCCUGAUCGUGCAGCAGUGCUUGCUGUUCCUUAGAAUUUUGCCUUCUGUUUGCAGACAAGGUCCCAAAGACAGCAGAAAAUUUUCGUGCUCUGAGCACUGGAGAGAAAGGAUUUGGUUAUAAGGGUUCCUGCUUUCACAGAAUUAUUCCAGGGUUUAUGUGUCAGGGUGGUGACUUCACACGCCAUAAUGGCACUGGUGGCAAGUCCAUCUAUGGGGAGAAAUUUGAAGAUGAGAACUUCAUCCUAAAGCAUACGGGUCCUGGCAUCUUGUCCAUGGCAAAUGCUGGACCCAACACAAAUGGUUCCCAGUUUUUCAUCUGCACUGCCAAGACUGAGUGGUUGGAUGGCAAGCAUGUGGUGUUUGGCAAAGUGAAAGAAGGCAUGAAUAUUGUGGAGGCCAUGGAGCGCUUUGGGUCCAGGAAUGGCAAGACCAGCAAGAAGAUCACCAUUGCUGACUGUGGACAACUCGAAUAAGUUUGACUUGUGUUUUAUCUUAACCACCAGAUCAUUCCUUCUGUAGCUCAGGAGAGCACCCCUCCACCCCAUUUGCUCGCAGUAUCCUAGAAUCUUUGUGCUCUCGCUGCAGUUCCCUUUGGGUUCCAUGUUUUCCUUGUUCCCUCCCAUGCCUAGCUGGAUUGCAGAGUUAAGUUUAUGAUUAUGAAAUAAAAACUAAAUAACAAUUGUCCUCGUUUGAGUUAAGAGUGUUGAUGUAGGCUUUAUUUUAAGCAGUAAUGGGUUACUUCUGAAACAUCACUUGUUUGCUUAAUUCUACACAGUACUUAGAUUUUUUUUACUUUCCAGUCCCAGGAAGUGUCAAUGUUUGUUGAGUGGAAUAUUGAAAAUGUAGGCAGCAACUGGGCAUGGUGGCUCACUGUCUGUAAUGUAUUACCUGAGGCAGAAGACCACCUGAGGGUAGGAGUCAAGAUCAGCCUGGGCAACAUAGUGAGACGCUGUCUCUACAAAAAAUAAUUAGCCUGGCCUGGUGGUGCAUGCCUAGUCCUAGCUGAUCUGGAGGCUGACGUGGGAGGAUUGCUUGAGCCUAGAGUGAGCUAUUAUCAUGCCACUGUACAGCCUGGGUGUUCACAGAUCUUGUGUCUCAAAGGUAGGCAGAGGCAGGAAAAGCAAGGAGCCAGAAUUAAGAGGUUGGGUCAGUCUGCAGUGAGUUCAUGCAUUUAGAGGUGUUCUUCAAGAUGACUAAUGUCAAAAAUUGAGACAUCUGUUGCGGUUUUUUUUUUUUUUUUUUCCCCUGGAAUGCAGUGGCGUGAUCUCAGCUCACUGCAGCCUCCGCCUCCUGGGUUCAAGUGAUUCUAGUGCCUCAGCCUCCUGAGUAGCUGGGAUAAUGGGCGUGUGCCACCAUGCCCAGCUAAUUUUUGUAUUUUUAGUAUAGAUGGGGUUUCAUCAUUUUGACCAGGCUGGUCUCAAACUCUUGACCUCAGCUGAUGCGCCUGCCUUGGCCUCCCAAACUGCUGAGAUUACAGAUGUGAGCCACCGCACCCUACCUCAUUUUCUGUAACAAAGCUAAGCUUGAACACUGUUGAUGUUCUUGAGGGAAGCAUAUUGGGCUUUAGGCUGUAGGUCAAGUUUAUACAUCUUAAUUAUGGUGGAAUUCCUAUGUAGAGUCUAAAAAGCCAGGUACUUGGUGCUACAGUCAGUCUCCCUGCAGAGGGUUAAGGCGCAGACUACCUGCAGUGAGGAGGUACUGCUUGUAGCAUAUAGAGCCUCUCCCUAGCUUUGGUUAUGGAGGCUUUGAGGUUUUGCAAACCUGACCAAUUUAAGCCAUAAGAUCUGGUCAAAGGGAUACCCUUCCCACUAAGGACUUGGUUUCUCAGGAAAUUAUAUGUACAGUGCUUGCUGGCAGUUAGAUGUCAGGACAAUCUAAGCUGAGAAAACCCCUUCUCUGCCCACCUUAACAGACCUCUAGGGUUCUUAACCCAGCAAUCAAGUUUGCCUAUCCUAGAGGUGGCGGAUUUGAUCAUUUGGUGUGUUGGGCAAUUUUUGUUUUACUGUCUGGUUCCUUCUGCGUGAAUUACCACCACCACCACUUGUGCAUCUCAGUCUUGUGUGUUGUCUGGUUACGUAUUCCCUGGGUGAUACCAUUCAAUGUCUUAAUGUACUUGUGGCUCAGACCUGAGUGCAAGGUGGAAAUAAACAUCAAACAUCUUUUCAUUA
This is a messenger RNA of Homo sapiens (human), 2784 nucleotides long. RefSeq names its product peptidylprolyl isomerase A (gene PPIA). Gene Ontology annotation, cellular component: nucleus; plasma membrane; cytoplasm. The record is from RefSeq and is a predicted model, not a curated record. The coding region runs from base 772 to 1089 and encodes 105 amino acids. Lineage: Eukaryota; Metazoa; Chordata; Mammalia; Primates; Hominidae. Gene Ontology annotation, biological process: protein folding. The transcript has 6 exons. Gene Ontology annotation, molecular function: peptidyl-prolyl cis-trans isomerase activity.